AUGUUGGCAAUAACAACAAUAAAUGAUUUAGCAAAUGAAACUUAUUUGGAGUUAUUCGAAUAUCUUCCUAUCAAUGAACUAUUUACCUCAUUCUGGAAUUUAAACUAUCGGUUGAAUAAUCUCAUUUGUGAUCAACGAAUACCAUUAUCAAUUCAUUUCACAGGUACUCGAAAACGUGAAUCAGUUGAAUUUGCUCAAAGAUUGUAUCAAACAUCGAUAGAUCUCACAUGCAUUCGAUCAUACACAUUUUCUUCAAAUGAUUCAUCUGAAGAGCAACACUUAUUUAUUAGUUCAUUUUCUAAAUUACAAUCAUUGACAAUUGAAUCAUUGAGAAAUGCCGAUUCGAAUGAGUUAAAACAAUUUCUGUUUGAACAAAAACAGCACCAAUCAUUACAGUACACAUCAAUUAAAGCUGGCGCAGAUUUUUCCAUGAAAGAAUUUAAUGAAAUUCUCGAUUGUGUAUAUCAAAUUCAAUCAUUAACAACACUGAAAUUGUAUGGGAAUCGUAAAUUAUUUCUUCAACUAUCAUUGCCAUUUCAUAUGUUAAAUAUACAACGAUUAACACUAGUACCAUUUCCUACUGAUUCUAUUAUGUUUUUAAAAAAUGUAUUCGCAUAUUUACCAAACCUUUGGUAUUUGCAUGGAAUAAUUAACCAUCCCGCUGUUGAUGAUACUGAUAAUGCUGAUAGACUACCAUUACGAACAAUCAAUCAUCAUAGUUACCUUUAUCAGGCAAAUCCUGGAAGGCAUUAUGUACUUAACAUGAACGCAUUAUUCAAUCUAACACCGAAUCUGAAACAAUUCUAUCUUGACUUGGAUUACUCUAAUGGCAAAGAUGAUGUUGAACAGAUUAUUUCAUCAUCAUUGCUAUUAUCUAAGUUGGAAAAAUUCAUUUUACUUUUUCACGAUAAUUCAGAUCAACGAAUACAAAAUGAAUUACAGAAAAAAUAUAAACAAAAUUAUUCGCGCUUUCAAUAUGAUCGAGUAAUGAAAGAAGAAACCACAGGUGAACGUUCAAGAAUGAAAAUGAUGAGUAGAAUUACAGUAGACUUAUUCUUAUAA
Molecule: messenger RNA, 1062 nt
Organism: Didymodactylos carnosus
Lineage: Eukaryota; Metazoa; Rotifera; Eurotatoria; Philodinida; Philodinidae
Source: the annotation of a GenBank genome assembly